Messenger RNA from Exophiala oligosperma, 738 nucleotides. RefSeq lists its product as uncharacterized. Gene Ontology annotation, molecular function: methionine adenosyltransferase activity. Gene Ontology annotation, biological process: S-adenosylmethionine biosynthetic process; DNA replication; DNA strand elongation involved in mitotic DNA replication. The transcript is spliced from 2 exons. Lineage: Eukaryota; Fungi; Ascomycota; Eurotiomycetes; Chaetothyriales; Herpotrichiellaceae. Gene Ontology annotation, cellular component: GINS complex. The record is from RefSeq and is a predicted model, not a curated record. The coding region runs from base 1 to 738 and encodes 245 amino acids.
AUGGCCUCCAGAGACCUGCAAAAUCUGCAGAUUGAACAGGCAGGCGGUAAGGUGGCCCAACACGCCAAACGCACCCUCACCCUCCCCACGCUCCCACCCUACCAGACCGAACUCGUGCGAGGCUGCGUGCGCGAGACGCGCGACCUCGACCGAGACGUCACCCGCCUCCUCGAACCUUACACCACCACCGUCUCGACGGUCGACGAGGACGGCAACCCGACGUCGACUCAGCAAUCGACCUUCAACCCUGUGGACCACCCGGAGACCGCUUGCGCUCUAUUGGUCGACCACCUCUCGAUGCGGCGCAACAAGAGGUGUCUCCUCGCCUACCACCGCGUGCGGGCCGAGAAGCUGGAGUCCCUCGCUUGGGAGGGACGAGACAUUGACGAGCAUCAGCAACAGCAGGACCCGAUGAGGGCUGGUGGUGCGGGAGACCAAGGCGGAGGAGGAGGAGGAAGCUCGUCGCAACAAAAUGCACUGAGUCCGGAAGAAGAAUCUUACUUUCGAAAAUACACCGACUUGUUGGCCCAGUACAAGGGUCAAUGGACGGAUGUCGACCUGACGGGGACUCUGGACCCGCCGAGGGAUCUGUUCAUCGACGUGCGGGUGCUCAAGGACGCCGGGGAGAUCCAGACCGAGUACGGAGCGAUCAAUCUGACCAAGAACAGUCAGUUCUAUGUCCGGCAGGCGGACGUGGAGAGGCUGAUCGCCAUGGGUUUCUUGCAGAGGCUGAGUUGA